CCGCCGCCGCCGCAGGCCUGGCUCCCUGGCUGAUCGCGGAGCCGGGACUCGCCGACCGCGCCGCAGCCGCCACGAGUCUAGCUCCCAGCGCUGUUCCGGGGCCACCGCCAGAGCCAUGAAGAUGCACUUCUGCAUCCCGGUGUCCCAGCAGCGGCCGGACGGGCUGGGGGGCCGCUACGUGUUGUACUCCGUGUACCUGGACGGGUUCCUGUUCUGCAGGGUGCGCUACAGCCAGUUGCAUCGUUGGAACGAACAGCUGAGGCGGGUCUUUGGAAAUAGCCUACCACCCUUUCCGCCAAAGCACUAUCUCGCGAUGACCACAUCUAUGGCUGAUGAGAGAAGGGACCAGUUGGAGCAGUAUUUGCAAAAUGUAACCGUGGACCCAAACAUGUUGAGAAGCGACGUCUUCGUUGAUUUUUUAAAACUGGUGCAGUUGGACACAUUUAGCAUCACUACCAAGAAAGUGUCUCUGGAUAUCUUUCUACCUGAUGGAAGGAGCAUUAAAGUCGAGGCUCUAACAUCAGACACUGCCGAAAGAGUCUUAGAGGUGGUGUCACACAAAGUUGGACUAUGUCGGGAGCUGCUGGGCUUCUUUGGCCUAUUUCUCAUUCAGUUUUGCAAGGAGGGCAAGCUAUCCGUCAUGAAAAAAUUGGUGGACUUUGAACUCCCUUACGUUAGCCUCCGAAGUUCCGAAGUGGAAAACUGCGGGAUUGGACUCAGGAAGUGGUACCUGGACCCAUCCCUCGACUCCAGGCUGAUGGACUGCAGAGUGGCUGUAGAUCUGAUCUACAUGCAGGCAAUACAGGACAUUGAAAAAGAAUGGGCCAAACCCACAGAGGAGCAGAAGCAGAAAUUAGAAGCUCUCCGGAAAGAAGACAACCAAACAAAGUUUUUGGAGCUGUCCCAGGAGGUUCGGCACUAUGGAUAUGUGCAGCUGGAUCCCUGUACCUGUGACUACCCAGAACCGGGCUGUGGGGCCGUGAUCUCUGUUGGCAAUAACGAGAUCAGCUGCUGUGUCACCCUGCCUGAUAACCAGACCCAGGAUGUCAUUUUCCAGAUGAACAGAGUGAAGUGCUGGCAGGUCACUUUCCUUGGUUCUCUGCUGGAUAUGGAUGGGCCCCAGCAAACUCUCAACCAGAACUUAGAGCUCAGAUUUCAGUACGGCAAGGAUAGUCACUGGCAGUGGUUUGUUAUUUACACCCAGCAGGCUUUUUUGCUGAGUAGCUGCUUGAAAAAGAUGAUCUCAGACAAGAUGGUAAAGCUAGCUGCAGAGAAUCCAGAAAUGCAGAUUGAAGUUCCGGAGCAGGGCAAAAGCAGAAAAUACCACGUUCAACAAAGCCAGCAGAAAGCCUGUUCUAGUUUUCUACCAAGAAAAAGCAAGAUUAAGAUAGUUGAAGUUGACUGUGGUUUUGGGACCAUAAAGGAAGAUCUUUGAAGAGAAAGUCUGAUUUUUAAAAAAUGUUCUCAAAGGCCAUCUUGACCGUGAAAGAGCUUGGGGGUUGAAAGUAGGCUUCCUGCCACCAACGGAAGAAGUGUGGCCCUUUCUCCUUUUUUUUUUCACAUGAAGAUGGACUAUAUGCAUCAAGACUACUUCAGAAGUCUGUAAAUGUCAAGAUUAAAAAGAAACACAAACCAAGGUUAUGUAGUCUGUUUUUAAUGACUUACAGAUGACAAAUGGCAAAUCUGAAUCAAUUAGUAUGAAGCUCGUUCUUUUUUUUUUCCCCUUCCUAAAAUAGAUGCUGACCUGGCUUCAUGAAGUCGUUUACACUUUCUGAUACUGCAUGAAUGAAAGGCUCAGGAUAAAACACCAUAAGUGCAUUUGGGGUUAAGUUCCGAAGACACGACUCAUUAGCAGUGGCUCUAAGAAAUGGAAUCAUUGAAAAAGAAAUCUGGACUUCUCUGACCCACCACAGCCCCAGAGCAAGGAGGUGAUGACAUGCUGAUUUGUUUCCUUACCUCAUUCUGAGACUAUCAAUAUGGAUGUACUCAAAGUGGUACGCUGCCCGGUUCUCUCUCCACUGUCAUGGUUGUAUUCUGUCCUUAGAAUACUGAAUUCAGUUCAAUAGCCAUCAUGCUAUUUUGAAUAUUUUUACUUUAGAAAGCAGUGGGGCUCUGUACUCGGCAUCAGAUACCUUAGCUUUAAAAUGUGUAUUUUCUCGCUGGACCUUUCCUUAUCCAGUUUCAGUUUAUCAUCAUAAUGAAUAGAAUGAUAUAUAGAAUUAAGAUCGCAAUAAGGGAGAGGGACAGAGGAAUCAGUAUAAUUAGAUAAAGUGUAAUAUUCUAAUGUUCUUUACUAACUGGGUUGUAUAAUUAAUUAUAAAUGAAUUAUAAAUAUAAAAUUAUAUUAUAAAUAUCAAAUGUAGUCUACUGAAUAUAGAAUUCACUGAUGAAAA
Camelus dromedarius (Arabian camel) is the source of this 2393-nucleotide messenger RNA. It is a transcript of the gene SNX31, whose product is annotated as sorting nexin 31. The transcript has 14 exons. Gene Ontology annotation, molecular function: phosphatidylinositol binding. Gene Ontology annotation, biological process: intracellular protein transport; endocytic recycling. The record is from RefSeq and is a predicted model, not a curated record. Lineage: Eukaryota; Metazoa; Chordata; Mammalia; Artiodactyla; Camelidae. The coding region runs from base 116 to 1435 and encodes 439 amino acids. Gene Ontology annotation, cellular component: early endosome.